AUGGGAAAGCUGACGAUGCAACUGGCACGGUUCAUGACCAACGAGUGCGGCUGGACACUGCAGGUCUGUGAUGCCAGCAACCUGGGCUACAAGGGCGAGAUCCGAGAGCAGCAGAUGAAGUUCAAGGCCCCCCACCCGCUGAACCUGGUGGCCCCGCUGGUGAUGAUCGAGCUACGCCAGGUUGGAUACAUUGAGAUCAACGGGACCAAUUCGCAGGACAUCUUCGCCAAGCUGAACAGCUUCUUCACAAGCAAGUGGAAUGCAACUGAAAUGAAGGCGGACCCCGACUACUGCGACAUGAAGUAUCGAACCAAAGCAUUCAAGAGCCGUGGAAGUGAGGGAGAGAACAACAUGGGCCUGCGGACGAUGGAGCUCGUGGACUUCAUGGUGAAGGAAUGCCAGUGGACCAUGGUUACCUGCAACGGUGGAAACUUUGGCCGCCGUGGCGACAAGCGAGAGCAGCAGCUGGUUUUCCGCAACGAUGAGUUUGUUCAGCAUGGGGCGGACCACAUCAUGGUGGAACUUCGAACGGCCGGCUAUGUCGAGAUCAACGGUCUACACGACGCCGGUGAUACGAAGGAGCACUUGAUCGGCUUCCUCGUCAAAAAGUGGGAGUGCGAGGAAUACAAACCGUAUCUUUGGGAAAGCAGCGAGAAGUUCUGCGACUUGAAGUACACGUGCCCCUACAAGUUCUUCCACAGUCCGGGCUUGGCCACAAAGUUGGGAAAGAGGACCCUCGAACUCGCCAACUUCCUGGCGAAGCAUGGCUGGGCACUGCUGCUCUGCAAUGGUGGAAGCCUCGCGCUGGAUGCGGAAGUCGUACGAGAGCAGCAGGUGAAGUUCACGAAGUCCCCGGAGAAGGCAGCUGCGCCCUUGCUUCUUGUGGAGUUCCGGACGGAGCCCACGGCAGAGGAUCACAAACCACCACUCUGGGAAAGCUACGUGGAGAUUGUCGGGACGGACGCAAACGGAGUGUAUGCCAAGCUAGACGCUUUCAUCACCGACUUUCUAGACGGUCGGGAGUUGACUGGAUACGAGAAACGGGAUCAUUGCGACAAGCUGUACAAGUUGAGCAUGAUGACCCAGCCUUUUCAGCUUCACGAGGCAAAGCUUGGAGAGAAACAGCGGGAUGGCUUCAUGAACGGCGAGAGCAAUAUUGGUCAGUGGACGAUGCGACUAUGUGACUACAUGGUUGAUCACGUUGGCGAGUGGGAUUUGAUCGUAUGCAACAGCGACAAUGCAAGCGGGUUUAACAGCGUCACCGCGCGCGAGAUGCAGAUGGUGUUCCGGCACCGGCCCGGAGGGCGUGCGGUGUUCAUGGCUGCCGGCCACGUGGAGCCUUUGGGGAGGCCACCCUUGGAGCCCCCGCCUUACUGGACGGAGGAGGCGUGCGUUGCUGGGACUCUCGGCCAGAAGCUGGUCCCUGGCUCGCCGGAUGAGUUGGCAUGGAUGCAGGAGAUCUUGGACAAGACCUUCAAGAACAAGGUCACCCGUGAUCGCAAGGAUGGCCAGCCCCUGGCGGACCGCUACAAGGCCGUGCAGUGCAUCCGCAGCGAGCACCCGGGCCUGUGGGACCGCUUCGCGGAGCGCCGCCGGGUGGUCUCCGAGAGCUGCAAGACGCCGGGCGCCCUGGAAUCCUUCACCACGCCCAAGACGACGGACGCCUGCCCGGGCUUGGCGCAGCGCUGCACGCACGUGUCCGUGGGGAACCCGGCCAACCAGGCCUAUCUCCUGCACGGCACGAACCCGACCUCCGCCGUGGCCAUCUUGAAUUCCUCCUUCACGGUCAACCUUGCGGGCAAGAGCGCAGGCACGAUGUUUGGGCCCGGCGUCUACCUGGCGGAGAGCUCCACGAAAGCCGAUGAGUACGCUCGUGACGACGUGGGCGGCGAGUACGACGGCCUCUACGCUGUGCUGGUGUGCCGCGCGCUCCUCGGCCGGUCCUAUGUCACCGAGCAGGCCGGCGAUUUCAGCGACAGGGUCUUGAGCGGCGAGUUCGAGCACGUGCUCGGCGACCGGGAGAAGGCAGUCGGCACCUUCCGUGAGUUCAUCUUCUUCCACGAGGCUUCCAUCUACCCCGAGUAUGCCGUCUUCUACCGCCGCGAGAAGGACGGCCAGAUCCUGCCUCCCCCACCACGCGUGGAAGCGCCGGCCAUGGAACGAAUGGAAAGACUAAGAAUGCAAGGGAUGGAGGCCCGACCACCACACGCACCGGAAGGAGACGAUUCAGCUUCCACACCCGUCUGA
This is a messenger RNA of Symbiodinium natans, 2247 nucleotides long. The record is from the annotation of a GenBank genome assembly. Lineage: Eukaryota; Dinophyceae; Suessiales; Symbiodiniaceae.